Molecule: messenger RNA, 759 nt
Organism: Neopsephotus bourkii (Bourke's parrot)
Lineage: Eukaryota; Metazoa; Chordata; Aves; Psittaciformes; Psittacidae
Product: protein unc-13 homolog A-like
Exons: 6
Coding region: 199-759 (186 amino acids)
Biological process (GO): synaptic vesicle priming; synaptic vesicle maturation; dense core granule priming
Cellular component (GO): plasma membrane; presynaptic active zone cytoplasmic component; presynaptic membrane
Molecular function (GO): diacylglycerol binding; calmodulin binding; syntaxin-1 binding
Source: RefSeq, a predicted model, not a curated record
GGUCUUUCACUGCUACAUCAAUUGGCUGGCUUUCCUCCAUGUGAAAUAUGGGAGGAGCAUGCAGGAAAAGUGAAACACUUGCAGCGAGGAAACAGGAGGAAAAGAGUAAUUUAGUCUUAAAGCGAAACAAAGUUUUCCUCAUUUGUAAAAAAAAAGCUUAAUUUCAAUUUAUGUUCUUUAAAAUAUUUUUCUACUGGAAUGGAACUUCUCUCUGUAAAAGUGAAAAAAGGAAGGUUGGAUAAAGCAGCUGAUGCAUUCAAAACCUAUGUUGUUUUGAAAGUCCAAAAUUUAAAAAGCGCUACAGUAGACAGAAGAGGAAGUGAACCUUGCUGGGAACAGGACUUCAUGUUUGAAAUCUGUGAUGAUGGAAAGGGCUUCAUUAUCGAGUUGUGGAAGAAAGGCUUGCUUUGGGAUAGCAUUUUAGGAAUUUUAUGGAUUCCCUUUGCAACUGUGGAACAUGCAACAGACGAAGGUCCAGGUUCCUGGUGGACAUUGCAUUCUGAAGUAAUAAAAAAUGGAAGUGAGAUUCAAGGCACAAAAACCCCAACUUCACAUGAGAUCUUACUGGAUGUCUACUUUGUGUUACCAUUUGAUACCCACAAAGAUUUAGAUUUCAGACGCUGGCACAGAGGGCCAUCCCUCCAAGAUACAAGACAUUCAUAUGAAGAUACAUAUGAUAGCCUGUCAUCCAUGGAAAGUGAUUUCAGCAUACAAGAAAGCAAACUAAGGUAUUCUGUCAUUUAUUUAUGUCAUCUGUGA